Venturia canescens is the source of this 1104-nucleotide messenger RNA. RefSeq lists its product as uncharacterized. Lineage: Eukaryota; Metazoa; Arthropoda; Insecta; Hymenoptera; Ichneumonidae. Bases 69 to 848 code for a protein of 259 amino acids. The transcript has 5 exons. The record is from RefSeq and is a predicted model, not a curated record.
AGUGUGGCAUCGUCGAGGAGCGUUUGCAGCGCCAUCUUAGAUCUAGCUCAAAGAAGAAGAAGAAGAAGAUGCGGCGAGGAGGACUCUCUCGUUUCCUCGAUAGUUUCGAUAGAUUGACGCGGUAUCAAGCCGAUCUAGGAUCAGUGACGAGUUAUUAUUCCCUCGCAUCGUACGACCGGAGUCGUACCCGUCAUGGCAUUUGUAAACGGAAGUAUUACAGAUUUCGUGGCAUCAAAGGUUCGACGAUACGUCGUCGACCCGGACCGCUUGGUCAACUUCUCGUAUUCAUUGCGAGCAAAUUGGCGGUUUGUACGAGGGCCAUGGUCCUACUUCCGUCUUGGUACAUAUUCGAUCGCAUCAUAUCGAUUUUUUUUCAAAGAAGGCAAUUGAAAAACGCACAGUGCGGACCAUCUCUCGACUGGAGCAGUUCUGUAUCUGCUCGGGUCCAGACUCAGAAAGAAGACAAUACGGAAGUUGGCAAUUUUAUAAACGUCAUGAGACCUUCCGCCGUCCAGCUCAUUGCUGACACAACGAUCCUGAAGCGAUGGCUUCAAGCAGUUACUCUGACCGCCAAACCGCCGUCCCCGGAACUCGUCAGCGCAACGCGAACCACGGAAACCAUCGAUUGCUGGGCGUACGAGCUCUUUUUUCAUCUCAAAUAUCUGCAAGUCAACCGCGCUCGUAACGUCGAAAAAGCAUCCGGAGUCGAGGAGCCUUCGAGAGUGGACGACGAAGUGACCCACAUAAACCUCUGGCAUCGAUUAGUUCAGCUUCGGGACAACUACAUUAUUCUGUACGAGACAUUGUACGACGAGCCAAAGAUUCACGAAACGAUGCUACCGACCUAAAAAAGAAAAAAGCCAACUGAAAGGACACGAGAAAAGAAGAAAAGAACAGGCAAACGUUUUGUACGAUGAUAAAUCGUUUGAAAACUCUGUGAAUUGAUCUUAUCAUCCCGCUUCUUAUUUACCAUUGAUCGUAUCUCGGGAGUCUCGAAUGUAGCACAAUGAAAAAGAAAAUAAGCGAACAAAAAAACGAACGGGAUUCCGAAGCGAAAAUUUUGAGACGUCGAAUAAACCGGCUGAGAAAAACAGUAGAAAAUAA